Drosophila eugracilis is the source of this 861-nucleotide messenger RNA. RefSeq lists its product as uncharacterized. The transcript is spliced from 2 exons. NCBI's taxonomy places the organism in Eukaryota, Metazoa, Arthropoda, Insecta, Diptera, Drosophilidae. The record is from RefSeq and is a predicted model, not a curated record. Bases 1 to 861 code for a protein of 286 amino acids.
AUGAAGCGGCUCGAAUGGCUUCUGCUCCUGGCGUUCGUAGCCUCCGUCUCAACGGCAGUAGCUCCACGAAGAAGACGUCACAGCACUGUGGAUACGCCCGCCUCCAGCCUGAGUGAUUGGAGCUCAGGAUGGGGGUUUGGUCCUGAAAUGGCGCUAGUGAGGAGGGUUUACGACGAUUGCCAAGACAAAAAUGACUUUAUAGGCUGCCUAAAGCAGAAAGCUCUUCACGCUCUCAGUCGAGCACUGGAUCAGGAUUCCAUUAAGAUUGUGGAUGGUCUGGUGCUGGAAAAGCAAAACCAGAGCGAAACGGAGAGUAUCUUGGGCUCCCUGACGGAUGCCCGUCAGUUUGGCAACAUGGGACCCAUCGACCGAGCCCUUCUCUCCAAGGCGGACAAGCUCAUGCGGACGCAUACGCUCAAGAUCGAUAUGGACGGAGGCACAGGCAUUGAAGAGGAGAAUGCGGUGGGUCGUGGCCACGGGCACGGACAUAAGAAAAAGAAGCACAAGGAUGGGGGCCAUAUCAAGUACGUUGUGGCUGCCCUACUCACCGCCAUGGGAAUCGCUGGUCCUUUGGGUCUCAAGGCUCUAGCGGCAAUCGCUGGCAAAGCUCUUGUCAUCAGCAAGGUGGCUUUGACUAUUGCCGGAAUCAUAGCGCUUAAAAAGCUCUUUUCGCACGACCACAGCGAAGAGACCAGCUUCCAGGUUCACGCCGGAGAGCACAACAGGCGCAAUACAUAUGUUAUCCGGCCAGUGUCAAAGACGAGCGGUGGGGCUGGAGCCGGUGGCGUGGGCGUGAGCGCCGCCGGUGGCAGCUCAUCGGUGGACCCUUAUCGCUACUACUACGAGUACCACCAGCAGUAA